AUGGCACAGUCUUACAAAUUACUACAGAGACAACUACGAAGACUUCCGCUACCACGGGGUAUCAUUCUCGAUGGAUCAAAAGUGUUGAAACAGCAUUACCAACUUGGCAAAAGCAAAAGAUUCGAACUCCUAUUUCAUCGAAUCUUGGAUCAAGAACAAUACAAAAAGAUAAAUGAGAUUCUUGAUGCUAUUUACAAAGUAGAGAAGCCACAGUGGUAUAGUGAGCUUAUAAAUAUACCUUAUAUGAAAGUGAAAGGACACUGGCCAACAAUACAUCUUAUUGACGUACUAACUGAAAAUGCAAAGACGAAAGAUACAUAUUAUGAUAAGCUAGCCAAACCAUUUUCAGUUGUGCAAUCGCUUAACUUGAAGAGUAAAAUUUCUCAGGUUCCACUACCGUUGAUGAAAAAGUACAGCCAGCAGGUGAAUCCAGUGCUUAAUAUCAUUAAAGAAGUACAGAAGGCAUAUACUUUUAUCAUGUCACAGAGAACUUUCGAAAUCACAAAGCAUCCAUUUGAGGUAUUUUACUACCCUUCUAAAUUAGGCACUCCAGAGCACCCAGUUGGUAUUGAUUCUUUAUUGAGGAAAAAAGUCAGUCACGUCAAAAACAUUUUGGAAACAUUCCAACCAAUUCUGAAGGAAGAAUUGGAAAAAUUGAUGAAAUCCAGAGGUAAAAUCAACCCAAACUUCUUUCGCCACCUCCAAAGAAAACGUACUGAACAAACAACCAGUUACCAAGUCAAGAAAUUGAUUAUCAAAGAAAAAGUUUUAAGCGAAGAGCAGUUACAAGACAUAAUUCGAAAAUAUUUACGACAACAAUAUUACCUUGAAAAUACAAAUUAUAAACUCAAUCAACUUUAA
Molecule: messenger RNA, 861 nt
Organism: Lodderomyces orthopsilosis Co 90-125
Lineage: Eukaryota; Fungi; Ascomycota; Pichiomycetes; Serinales; Debaryomycetaceae
Exons: 1
Coding region: 1-861 (286 amino acids)
Source: RefSeq, a predicted model, not a curated record